Messenger RNA from Penicillium egyptiacum, 1167 nucleotides. The record is from the annotation of a GenBank genome assembly. Lineage: Eukaryota; Fungi; Ascomycota; Eurotiomycetes; Eurotiales; Aspergillaceae.
AUGAAUUUUCUUCGCGCUGCUACACGUCGAUUCUCUGUCAUGUCUGUGCCCAUGAUGUCCUCGGAAUGCUCGCCAUUCACUAAUACUGUGGUGAGCUCCAUGAGAAAGCUAUACCCGGAGGCAUUGGCAGACAAGAGCUUCGAUAAUACAGGAUUGCUCCUCGAAGCUCCUUUCGACAAAUCCCGGAUACAGAACAACUCGGUCCUCCUCACAAUUGACCUCACCACGGCCGUUGCCGACGAAGCCAUUAAGAACCGCAACUCGAUCAUCGUCGCAUACCACCCCAUCAUCUUUCGCGGUCUGAAAUCCCUCACCUUCGCCGACUCCCAACAACGAUCCCUGCUCCGCCUAGCACAGCAUGGAAUCAGCGUCUACUCCCCGCACACAGCAGUCGACACCGUCCCCGGCGGCAUGGCCGACUGGCUCUGCGACGUAGUGACAGGGAAUUUCAAACCUGUACAAACCUCCAAAGCCACCAUCGAAUCAUGCAGCUCGAGCAUGUACUCCGCCCCGACCUACCCGAGCUCACCAAUCCCCGCCGUGCAAACCCAAACCUCAGGACCAGAGCACACCAGGGCUACACUCCACCCAUCCCCGCCAGCCUCAAUCCCAGAAGGGUUCGAGUCAGCCGGUGCCGGCCGUCUGGUGACAUUCGCCGAAAAGCAGCCCCUCACCACCCUGAUUGAUAACAUCGCUGGUGGAAUCGGACUGCCGGGCGGUAUCCCCAUCGCCAUCCCGCAAGACAAAUCCGUUGAUGAGAUCUCCAUCCGCACGGUGGGCAUGUGUCCGGGCUCGGGUUCGGGUGUGCUACUCAAAGGUGAUGGGGAGCUACCUGAUCUCCUGCUGACUGGUGAAAUGAGUCACCACGAGGCUUUGGCUGCUACGGAGCGUGGGUCUGUUGUCAUUUCGCUUUCGCACACUAACUCGGAGCGUGGAUAUCUGCGUUCGGUCAUGCAGCCUAAAUUGCUGGCUGAGGUUAAGGAGCAGUGGGAUGAGGCUUUCCUAGAAUCUAUGAAGGCUAUUGGCGAUCUUAAUAAGUUUGGUGGGAUUCCAUCGUCGGCUGCGUUCCAGAUUCGACAACUUUAUAAGGACCAGGGCGUUAUUGAGGUUUCUGUUAGCGAGGCUGAUCGUGAUCCCUAUGGUAUUAUGAUUUGGCGUGGUAACUAG